This is a messenger RNA of Talaromyces stipitatus ATCC 10500, 3639 nucleotides long. Its product is annotated as SNF2 family helicase/ATPase, putative. The transcript has 4 exons. Lineage: Eukaryota; Fungi; Ascomycota; Eurotiomycetes; Eurotiales; Trichocomaceae. Gene Ontology annotation, molecular function: ATP-dependent chromatin remodeler activity; histone binding; DNA binding. Gene Ontology annotation, biological process: nucleosome organization; regulation of transcription by RNA polymerase II. Gene Ontology annotation, cellular component: nucleus; chromatin. The record is from RefSeq and is a predicted model, not a curated record. Bases 1 to 3357 code for a protein of 1118 amino acids.
AUGGCGCCCUCACGCAACCUUCCGGACUCGGAUACUUCAUCCCAGGUGGAUACGCCGAUGACUGACGGAAACGAAUCUGUUGCUCGUAUUCCUGUCGACGAGCCCGACUACCCCAUGGCUGAUUCGGAUACCAACCCCAACACGACUGCAAGCAGCAUUGCAGGCGAUCUCACUCAUACAGAUGGACGCAAACGGAGGUCCGAAGCUUUUCAGCUCAGGAAAAGCGUUCUCGGCAAGCAGCACGGACGAUUAGACGAGUCAAGGGAAGAUGACUCGAUUAGGCGAUUCCGAUAUCUCCUAGGUUUAACAGAUUUAUUCCGUCACUUUAUCGAGACCAACCCGAACCCGCGCAUUAAAGAGAUCUUGGCGGAAAUUGACCGACAAAACGCCGAUGAAACUAGCAAGGCUAAGGGGUCUUCUCGCAAAGGAGGUGCUAGCGGCGACAGGAGACGCCGUACUGAAAAGGAAGAAGAUGCAGAACUUUUGAAAGAUGAAAAGAGCGGCGGAGAGACAGCCACCAUCUUCCGCGAGUCCCCAGCCUUCAUUAACGGAGAGAUGAGAGACUACCAAAUAGCCGGCUUGAACUGGUUGGUUUCGCUUCACGAGAAUGGCAUAUCGGGUAUUCUUGCAGACGAAAUGGGUCUCGGAAAGACUUUGCAGACGAUUUCUUUCCUUGGCUACCUUCGACACAUCUGUGGUAUCAACGGACCACAUCUGGUUGUAGUACCGAAGUCUACCUUGCACAACUGGAAGAUGGAGUUCGCAAAAUGGACGCCCGAGGUCAACGUUAUGGUCCUGCAGGGAACCAAGGAGGAACGCCAUGAGCUAAUUACUGAGCGCCUUGAGAAGGAGGAUUUCGAUGUCUGCAUUACCAGCUACGAAAUGAUUCUAAAAGAAAAGUCCCAUUUCAAGAAGCUUGCUUGGGAAUAUAUCAUUAUCGACGAAGCGCAUCGCAUCAAGAACGAGGAAUCUUCACUUUCUCAAAUUAUUCGCGUCUUCCACUCCCGCAAUCGGUUGCUUAUUACCGGAACGCCUCUACAAAAUAACUUACACGAACUCUGGGCUCUUCUCAAUUUUUUGCUUCCCGAUGUCUUUGGCGACUCAGAAGCAUUUGAUCAAUGGUUCUCCAAUCAGGACUCUGACCAGGACACUGUUGUACAGCAAUUGCACCGUGUUCUUCGACCGUUUCUGCUACGCCGAGUCAAGAGCGAUGUUGAGAAAAGUUUGUUGCCCAAGAAGGAAGUCAACUUAUUCGUUGGUAUGUCAGACAUGCAGGUAAAAUGGUACCAGAAAAUCCUCGAGAAGGAUAUCGAUGCUGUGAACGGCGCUGCUGGCAAGAGAGAGUCGAAGACCCGGUUGCUCAACAUCGUGAUGCAGUUGCGCAAGUGUUGUAACCAUCCUUAUCUUUUUGAAGGCGCCGAGCCCGGUCCACCAUAUACAACAGACGAGCAUCUUAUCGACAAUUCGGGCAAGAUGGUUGUUUUGGACAAGAUCUUGAACCGCAUGAAGAAACAAGGAAGCCGUGUGCUUAUUUUCUCCCAGAUGAGUCGUGUCCUCGACAUUCUUGAAGAUUACUGCGUUUUCCGGGAGCACAAGUAUUGUCGAAUUGACGGUUCGACGGCUCAUGAAGACCGAAUUGCAGCCAUUGAUGAGUACAACAGAGAAGGCUCGGACAAGUUCAUCUUCUUGCUUACAACCCGCGCCGGUGGUCUCGGUAUCAAUCUUACCACUGCAGAUAUUGUCGUACUUUUUGAUAGCGAUUGGAACCCACAAGCGGAUUUGCAAGCCAUGGAUCGCGCUCACCGUAUCGGUCAGAAGAAACAGGUCGUUGUCUUUAGAUUUGUCACGGAGCAUGCCAUUGAGGAGAAGGUUCUCGAGCGAGCCGCCCAAAAACUACGGCUGGACCAGCUUGUCAUUCAGCAAGGUCGUACUCAGCAACAGACAAAGAAUGCCGCAUCCAAAGAUGAAUUGUUAGGCAUGAUCCAGCAUGGAGCUGCUGACGUGUUCAAGAAGCAGGGAGGCACGCUCACUGGUGGAGCUGAGAUGACUGAUGAUGACAUCGACGCAAUCUUGCGCAAAGGUGAAGAGCGCACGGCAGAACUCAACAAGAAAUACGAAAAGCUCGGAAUCGAUGAUCUUCAGAAGUUCACUUCGGACAAUGCCUAUGAAUGGAAUGGUGAGGAUUUCACGAACCGUAAGAAAGACAUCGGUAUCAGCUGGAUCAAUCCUGCCAAGCGAGAGCGCAAGGAGCAGUUUUACUCUAUCGAUAAAUACUAUCGUCAAGCUCUUGCUACUGGUGGACGUACCGCUGACCCCAAGCCCAAAGUACCACGUGCUCCUAAACAAGUUUCCAUUCAUGACUGGCAGUUCUUUCCCCCACGUCUGCAUGAGCUACAGGAGAAGGAGACAGCGUAUUUCCACAAAGAGAUUGGGUACAAAGCUGUCCUUGCUGAUGGAACAGACGAGGACCUGAGCGAACGUGAAGCUAAUCGAGACCUUGAGCAACAAGAGAUUGACAACGCGGUACCCCUAACUGAAGAAGAACAGGCCGAAAAGGCCCGACUUUCCGAAAUGGGCUUUCUGCACUGGAAUCGGCGAGACUUCCAACAGUUCGUAAACGGGUCUGCCAAAUUUGGUCGAACGGAUUACGAAGGUAUCGCCACUGAGGUGGAUAGCAAGACUCCUCAGGAAGUGAAGGAGUACGCCAAAGUUUUUUGGGAUCGCUACGACGAGAUCAAUGAUUACCCCAAAUACAUCCGCGUCAUCGAACAAGGCGAGGAAAAGCUUCGAAAAAAUACACACCAGCGGAAAAUGCUUCGAAAGAAGUUGGAUAUGUACCGCGUUCCACUACAGCAACUUAAGAUCAAUUACACGGUAUCUACCACGAACAAGAAGGUGUACUCCGAGGAGGAAGACCGAUUCCUGCUUGUUAUGCUUGAUAAAUUAGGCAAGGAGGAUGAUACCGAAGGUAUUCAACUCUUCGAGAGAAUGCGUGAGGAGAUUCGAGAGAGCCCUCUAUUCCGAUUCGAUUGGUUCUUCCUCAGUCGUACACCAGUUGAACUUAGUCGCCGAUGUACCACGUUGCUCAAUACCAUAGCCCGAGAGUUUGAACCUGAGCCGAAAGCCAAUGGAGAGAGCGGCAAAGCCCGCGGUCGUGAUCGCGAUCGUGUGGAAGAGGAUGGCGAUGAAGAUGAAGACGAAGCGCCCGCCAAGAAGAAAUCAAAGAAUGGAGCAGCGGUGAAUAAGAAAUUAAAGGGCGUCAAAGCCGGCAGUAAGGGCUCAUCUGCAAGCACAUCCAGAGCUGCCAGCGUCUCAUCCAAUGUUCAGAGCAGUAAAUCGAAGAGCAAGAAGAAAUGAUGAGUCAGAAUCCGGUGUAUAUUGUGCAAGUUUAGUGUUCCCGGGGUUUGUAUCAUUUGUUGAUUUUGCUGUUCGUCAUGGUUCGGACUCGGCUGAACGAUCUAUAUCUUAGCUGAAUGUCCUGCUCAGGUUGGUUUACAUCGGCGUUUCAGUUUUUUGAGGAGGUUUAUUCUGUAGAACUACAACUUGACUAUUUGCAAAGAUAAUGAUGACAGAAUAUUAAUCAGUUAACUAUUAGGUAGAAUUUAGAUAUACUCUAUUCUAUUCAGAUAUCAAUGCGAC